AUGGCUCCAACACACCGUCGUGGACCAUGGGUCCCGGAGGAGGACCAGCUGCUUCUCCAACUAGUGCGCGAACAGGGCCCAAACAAUAACUGGGUCCGCAUCUCUCAACACAUGCACUAUCGCUCUCCCAAGCAAUGCCGGGAACGUUACCAUCAGAAUCUCAAACCGUCACUAAACCGCGACCCCAUCUCUGCCGAAGAGGGCCUGGCAAUUGAGCGGAUGGUCAACGAAAUGGGCCGCUGCUGGGCUGAGAUCGCACGCCGGCUAGGGAAUCGCAGCGACAACGCCGUCAAGAACUGGUGGAAUGGCAACAUGAACCGCAAGAAGAGAGGUCUCCAACAAAGCAUCAACAGCUCUCCACACUCGAGAACGCCCCACGGCCGCAUCGAAGCUCCAUACCACCGCGCCUCUAUCGGAGGCACCAGUCCCAUUUUCCGCUCUCGGCUCCCCUCCGUCUCCUACGACAGACCCUAUACCUCAUGGACCUCUCGAUCCCCUAUAUCCUCUCGGCGCGAGUCUUUCUCAACUGCCUCCACGUUCUCCCGACAACUCACGCCCAUCUACACACUUCCUGCUCUCAACCGCCCUGUUGAAGCGCCCUUGACCUCGCCCGCCUUCUCAGAUACCUCCAACGCUCCGUCCCUCGACCCACCGUCGAUGGUCUCGGACCAUAACUCGGUUUCUUCUGCCUCGCCUCGCACUCUUCCUUCGCCACAGCUUCACUCUCUCCCUCCUUUGGUAGAUACACGCUACCCAUAUGGAGAGGUAUCCAGGCCCCAAACAUCAGACGAUGUGUACUUCUCCAGCUUCCCCGGCAAGUCUUCAGGACUAUUUUCAGAUCCAAAGCCACGAUGGGCUCCUGAGCAACGACCGUGCUGGGCUUCCGAGGAAAAGGUCGAGCCUCGGCGUGACUCGCGGAUGGGCCUCGACAACCUCUUGAACUGAACGAUCACACGACUCUCUUCCUCCCGUCUAUACCUUAAUACUGUAUUUUUACUCUACGAUGUUCUGGCAGCGUCUCCUGUACAUGUCUCGGUCUGACCCUCAGUCUCUCGCUUUUCCUUUGUUGAAUCUCCUUUGUACAUCUAUGCUUUUUGUUCUCCAGGUUGAUUCUGGCAUUCUUGGACUGGUUGUCAAAAGCAUGAUUGGUUUUGAAUCUCAUAGAGGUGGAGAGCGGAUGAUGUUUGCUUGGUUGUAGCGUUUUGUCCUGGAUUUACAAAUACCCCAUGGCUAUUGUUUUUAUUUUACCAGG
Molecule: messenger RNA, 1252 nt
Organism: Aspergillus nidulans FGSC A4
Lineage: Eukaryota; Fungi; Ascomycota; Eurotiomycetes; Eurotiales; Aspergillaceae
Gene: flbD
Product: protein flbD
Exons: 1
Coding region: 1-945 (314 amino acids)
Source: RefSeq, a predicted model, not a curated record